Messenger RNA from Ornithorhynchus anatinus (platypus), 2333 nucleotides. It is a transcript of the gene PTCD3, whose product is annotated as pentatricopeptide repeat domain 3. Lineage: Eukaryota; Metazoa; Chordata; Mammalia; Monotremata; Ornithorhynchidae. Gene Ontology annotation, biological process: mitochondrial translation. Bases 28 to 2097 code for a protein of 689 amino acids. Gene Ontology annotation, cellular component: mitochondrion. The record is from RefSeq and is a predicted model, not a curated record. The transcript has 24 exons. Gene Ontology annotation, molecular function: protein binding; rRNA binding; ribosomal small subunit binding.
CCCGGCCUGCCCCGCGCGGCGGCCAUCAUGGCGUCGGUGUGGGCAACCCUGAGGCUCGGAGGGGGUCGUUGCACCAGGCCGCGGCUGACCGGAAGGAGGCCCGUCCCGCCCCCAGGACCGGCCGGGACAAGGCUUUAUUCUGGAGCUGCAUCCCUCCCGAAGACAACGUCGGAUCCCACGGGUACCGAAGAGGAGAUUGUCAUUCCAAAAAGGAAAACGUGGGAUAAAUUAGCCGUUCUCCAAGCCUUGGCGUCCACGGUAAACAGGGAUCCUACAGCUGCCCAUUAUGCAUUUCAAGAUGACCCUUUCCUCAUCCCUACAUCCUCUAACGAAUCUCGCUUGUUCUUAUUGGCAAAGGAGUCUGGGAAGAAAGCAGCACAAUACGUUAUCAGAACAUACCCAAAAUUCUUUGAAAAGGACAUAGCUGAUCCUCAUAUUCCGUGCCUGAUGCCCGAGUACUUUGGACUGCACGUCGAGCCUCAGAUCGAGGAAAUAAGUGAGGCGGCCCUGCAAGAGCGCGUCCAGCUUCGGAAAGUGAAAGCUUCAGUUGACAUGUUUGACCAGCUCCUACAAGCAGGAACCCCUGUGUCACUGGAAACAGCAAACCAACUUUUGGAUUUAUUGUGCUUCUACGGCGACCAAGAGCCCCCAAGGGAAGGUCAGCCUCGGCAAAGUGAAGAAUUGGGAGAAGCGAUAACUCAGGAGGAAGACCCAGAAGAGGAAAAUGAGACGACAUCUAGGCGGAGAGGCGUUGGUCAGUUUGGAAUGAGUUGGAGAGCCAACAACAAUGCAGAAAGGAUCUUCAGCCUAAUGCCAGAGAAAAAUGCCCAUUCCUAUUGCACGCUGAUCCGCGGAAUGGUGAAGUACAGAGCUCACAAGAAGGCGUUCGACAUGUACACAGACCUGUCGAACGACCGGCUGAGAGCCGACGUGCACGCCUUCAAUGCCUUGAUUGAAGCGGCAGCGACAGUGAAAGAUCUCCAUGAAGAAAAGUGGGCUCUUAUGGUGGAUCUCUUGAAGCAAAUGGCCGCCCAGAAGGUGAAGCCCAACCUGCAGACUUUUAACACCAUUCUGAAGACCCUGAAGAAAUUUGGCAUGGCUGGGAGGAUCCCUGCCUUACAGACUCUGAAUGAAAUGAAAGCCGUCAACAUAGAACCUUCACUGGCCACAUACUACCAUCUCCUUGAGAUCUUUUAUAAACACAUUCCAUCUACCAAAGGACCGGCCCCGAUGAUCUACGAAAUAAUGAAUGAAAUACAAGGAAAGAGGUUUUUUCCACAGGAUCUAGAUGACGAUAAGUUCUUUCAGGCUGCAAUGAGGGUGUGCUUUUCCCUGAAGGAUCUGGAACUUGCCUAUCAAGUACACGACUUGAUGCGGACGGGAGACAACUGGAAAUUCAUCGGCAAUGACAGUCAGCGGGUCUUCUAUUACGGCAAGUUCUUUGGCCUCCUGUGCCUGAUGGAGCAACUGGACGUGACCUUGAAGUGGUACAAGGAGCUGAUCCCUUCGGUCUACUUUCCUCACGCCCAAGCCAUCGUGGAUCUCCUCCAGGCCCUGGACAUGGGGAGCCAGCUAGACAUGAUCCCCCAGAUCUGGAAAGAUAGCAAAGGGUUUGGUGUCUCUGGGCGAGCGGAGGUGAAGGAGGAGAUCCUGGAGCUGAUGGCGAGAGAUAAACACCCCCCGGAGCUGCAGGCGCUGUUUGCCGACUGUGCCGCCGACAUCAAGUCGACCCACGAAAACCAAGACGGAGGGCGGGGGCCUUCGGAGUGGACGGCCAGAUCCCUGUCCAAUAUCGCCAUCCUGUUCCUGAGGGCCGGAAGGACCCAGGAAGCUUGGAAAAUGUUGGGGCUCUUCAAGAAACAAAACAGGAUUCCCAGAAGCGAACUGCUGAACGAGUUCUUGGACAGCGCGAAGGAACACAACAACCCAAGUCAAGCCGUGGAAGUGGUGCAGCUGGCCGGUGCCCUCAUCUUACCCAUUCACGAAGCGCUCGCCCAGAGGGUGAUGUCUGACUUCCCGCUCUCCGAAGAACAGAAGAAGAUCCUGGAAGGCUUGAGAGCAGACUCCGACAGUGACAGUGACAGCGACGAAGACUGAAGGCUUGGCCUGUUCCCGUCCACCCCCGUCGGCGAGGACAGGCGGCCGGAGCUUCCCGUGCCCAGGCUCUACAUUGUGUUUCGACGCAGCGGGCGGGCAUCUGUUACUCUUAACUUGAAGGGCAACUCCGCCGAUGAAUCUCCUGGGGCAUUUUGAGCCGCCCUCCGAGGCGUGGACAAGUGUCCGUGAGUGUAUUUUGUACAGGACCUGAUAAACGAGUCAGUUGAACGGAGAAG